Electrophorus electricus (electric eel) is the source of this 7497-nucleotide messenger RNA. It is a transcript of the gene rp1l1a, whose product is annotated as rp1 like 1a. Gene Ontology annotation, cellular component: axoneme. The record is from RefSeq and is a predicted model, not a curated record. Gene Ontology annotation, biological process: intracellular signal transduction; retina development in camera-type eye; photoreceptor cell development. Lineage: Eukaryota; Metazoa; Chordata; Actinopteri; Gymnotiformes; Gymnotidae.
UAGAAGAGCGAUGAACUGGAACCGAUGGCUAUUUUCUGUUGACAUGUUUACUAGGUUCAGCUGAACGGCACCAGUGUAAAGAGUCUGUUCUGAGAAACAUGCAGGAAGCAGGCUCCUCCAGCACAAGCUCACUUUUUAGGAAUGACCCUCAAUGCCCGGCAUCAAUCAUCUCCGGUGUGACCACCUCCUGUCCGGUCAAGAGGAUCACCUUCUUCAGGAGUGGGGAUGCCCAGUUUAAUGGCGUCAGGAUGGCCAUCCACACCCGCAACUUUAAAUGCUUCGAUGCCUUGCUGGAUGACCUCUCACAGAAGGUACCAUUGCCAUUUGGUGUGCGGACCAUCACCACACCUAGAGGCACCCAUGCCAUCCGACGCUUGGAGCAGCUCAAGGAUGGAGGCUGUUACAUUUGUUCUGACCGCCGCUAUGUUAAGCCAGUGAAUGUGGAGGCAGCUGGGAGACGGCCCACCAUAUGGCUCAAGAGCGAUACACACAACAGCUGGAAGAAGCCCACCCGACCUGAGGAGCCCCCUGUGGCACAUUCUGGACUGCAGUACCACUGGCACCCAAAGAGGAUCAUACUGGUGAGGAACACGGACCCUGCAAUGAGAAGGUCAAUCACCUUAAGCAGGAGGAUGGCCCAAAGCCUCCGCAUGUUCAUGGACGAUGUUUCCAAGGUCAUGCAGUGCCAAGUCAGAAAGCUGUACACGCUGGAUGGACGGAAGAUUGACAGUAUUCAAAGUCUGAUGCGGUGCCCCAGCGUGCUGGUGUGUGUGGGCAAGGAGUCCUUCAAUUUUCUGCUGCCUGAGACCCUGGAGAUGCCUGCCAAGGACAAAAUGCCUGGGAUGAGCACACAGUCUCGCUUCAGUGACUGUAGUGAGGGCCAGAAGAGCAAGAGAAAUGUGAAUUUUGGGCUUGAGACCAAGAAAAGCAUCAUUCAUCCAAGAUCAGAUUCUAGUAAUAAAUCCACAAGGUUCUCACUCUCCUCUGGAAAAUCUUACCAAAGUGGAUUAUGUGCAAUCCCAGGGCAAUCUGCUUGUGUCAGCACUUGCCCCUACACAAAGGAAGGCAUACUGAAUGAUGAUACUGAAAAAGGAAUACUUGUUAACAAAGAUGGUAGCCUGUCUGUGGAAAUGAAAGUUCGCUUCCGGCUAGUCAAUGACGAAACCCUUCAUUGGUCCACCAAAAUCAAGAAAUCAGCAGCACCACUGAAUAAAACUAGCCCUGUGAAGGAGGGAGAUCCUCAUAAUCUUCAAGACAAACUUGAAUACUCUGAUCUAGAGUCGAGCUCAGCAUGUGAGGUUGAUGAUGGUGAGGAGGAAUUCAUUCCAAAGCGCCAUCAAAAGCACCUAGAUGAAUCUUGCUGUCAAAACUGCAACAACCACUGCCAGGAGUAUGAUAUUUGGAAAAGCCCCAUGGACAAUGGAGGAGGGAAGUCAUCUAGCUGUAGUGGCUCAGCCUGCAAAAUCAAGCACAAAAAAGCAUUGGUGAAUAGUGUACACACACUCUCCAGGUCCAGCGAAGAGUAUAUUCAGCAUGUUGUACAUAAUGCAUCAUGCUUUCAACAGACUGUUGAUGAAAGGGAAAGGUGUGUUCAGUAUUGUUCAGUAAGUCGCUCUUGUAGCCGGAGUGAGGUAUCAACUGCUGCUACAAAAUUAAAAAGUCAAAGAACUACUGAGGACACAUAUAAGAGUGAUGUUGGAUAUAAAUGUCGCUGUGAUGCUGACAGAGAACCAAAUACUGCAGAUUUUCAUGACUCAUUCUAUGAUCCUGAUAGUUUUGAAUUCACAAACGUAACAAAAUAUUACCCCAAUUCUGCAGUCAGCAAUUCAUCCAAAGUAUUUGAGUCACUCAAAGAGGGUAGGUGUGAUGAUAACCUUACACCAAGUGAAUCGAGAACCUGUGAAUGGCUUCAGAAUGAGAACCUUGGACAGUGUGUACACUACAAAAUCAGUCAGGCUUCAGAAAACGUAUGUUUAUCCCCCCGGCCACCCAGCAAUGCCUCAAGCUGCUCUGUUCAUACCUCAAAUCACAAAAAGUACAGAAAUGUGCAUCCAUUACGAGAAAUGCCACACCAGUGGAAGGAUUGUGCAGGCACUUAUAGUACAGAGAGUGCCAGAUGUACAGUUUCCAAAGUGUCCUCACAAUCUCAGUCUUGUCACUGUGGAGCGACAUCGCCAAGGUUAAUGAUAUCUGGAAUGCACAUUAGUUUUCGAGAAAGUGCUCAGGUUGUAAUGUGUAGGGGCAACAAUGUAUGUAAUGAACCUAGAACUAGCACAAACUACCCUAGGGCAGCAGUAUUAGAUGUAUGUGGUGCUGAGGAGGUACAAUCAGAGGAAACAGAGUGUGACAAUAGAUUCAUGAGUACCCUGUCAGCAAACACAGGUGUUUUCUCAGGACAAUCUACAAAGUCCACUGUAUAUCCAUGUUGCAGUGGAUGUAAAAAUGCAAAUGCUGCUGAAUCAAGACUACCUGAACAUGCUCAGCACACACAGGCUCAGAAAACUAAAGAUGUUGAGGUUAUGUUACUUGGUGGCAGGUCACCUAAGUCACACAGAUCUGGAGCAUUUGUAAACCAUACACAUUGUGUACCACAAAGAGCUUCUCUUGUUUUAGAUAUACCUGAGAAUGGUGCACAAAAUAAUGUUGCAAAGCCACCAGGCAUACAGGGUCACGGUGAAAGUGUACUGUCUGUUUUGUCAAAACAAUGCAACAACUCAAAUCAGAUCGCAAGUGGCAGAUCAUCUGAGGCAGAAUCCAUGUGUUCUGAAAAUGAUGACAUGACAAAUGUUGAAGAAAAACCUAAACGUGCUAGGUCAGUGACAUCAAACGCAUCUGCAAAGUCAAGCACAAAGUGUAUUUUACCAGAUGGAGUAUCAACAUCAAGACAAGUAAUUCAAAAACCUGAUGAAGUUAUCCAAAAUGAGAGAGCAGUCAGUUUGUUGUCAGACAAAUCAAAUGGAUCAGCUAGGUCCAGAUCAUUAUGCAAGUCACACCAUUCAAAUACUGAAUGGACAAUAAAGACAGAAUGUAAUAACUUAGUAGAUUUAAGCAAAACUUCAACUAAGAUGAUUACAUCUCAAGAUGUUGAAUUAAAAAGAACACAUAGACCUGUUUUUGCAGCUAAUAAUACACAAAGUGCAAAUAUCUUUCAAGAGCUGAGAAUGGAUGGUGCCAUGUCAACCAAAUCAAAUUUCUCCUCCAAAUCUGCCAAAUCUCAGAAAGCUAUCAAACCAUCACCUACGGCACCAGACAAGACGUACAAUAAAGUGCCUGUGGUAACCAAACGGGAAGGAGUAGCUAGUGUAUUAUUGGAUAGCUCCAAAAUAUCCAGAACAUCAAACACAUUGUCGAAGAACAGGACACAGCACAAUGUAACACAAGGAGAAUUAAGUGAAACAGAAAAUGUUGCUGCCCAAGUUUCUGAAUGUGAGUCUAAAGGAAGAGUACUCAAAACACCCUGUCCUGAGAGAUCUUACAGAUCUCACAAACUGAACAACAACAUUCCUGACACUCUGUCUAAGAACUGUGAUGGAUGUGUCCAGACAAUGGAAAAUGAUCCCUUAGAGUACAAAUCUGCAAAAUCUCCAACUCAAUGCCUACAUGAUAAGUUAGGUGAACUCUUAAGACUAACAUCCACAGCAUCUAUCUCUCUUGGCCUUGAUGAGGUAUGCAAAUGUGAAAACCUAAGUGAAGAGUCCAUUAGCAGCAUGUCACAAAAUUUAGAGGAGGUAAAGUGUCUAUCAGAGAUACUGAUACCUAAAUCUGCUGUAUCAGAUCAUUCCCCCAGCAGUUCAGAGAAGGCCAAAACAUCCAGCUCUAUGAGCUGUGCCCUCUCAGAGAAAUUAAAAAAGUCUUUUUUGCAAGACCACUGCAAGAAUCCUAAACAUGCUUUUUCACUUACUUCAGCAGCUAAAAACAGAAGUGUCCUAUCAACAAAAUCAAAGGCAGAAAACACAGCAGGCUGCCAGUUAUAUGAUAGCAGACAUACUAUGCUGUCUGGUCGGUCAGGUUCGUCGGAUGUUUCAUGCAGUAGCUCAUCCUGCAGAGCCUCAAAGCCAAGUGAAAACAAUUCAUUUGUAAAAGGCAGCAAAGAUGCUACUCAAGCGGUUGUUGGCAGCCAAAAUGGUGAUAAGGGUGAAACAGAUAUAGCUUCAGCCAUAUUGGAAAGGUUCUCAAAAUGUAAUAAAAAUAAAACUGCCUCUGGAAAAGCUACAGCCACAAGCAUGGCUAGGUCUAAGGAUCAAUGUGCUAAAAAAAUCAAGAACUGUUCCUACCUGGAAAUAAAUGUAUCCAAGAGAAAAUCUGCUUGUAACAUUGACAGCCGCAGUUUCCAGUCUCUUGCAAUCUCCAAAGGAGACAAAAGAGUUUACAAGAAAGGAGGACAAACAUCCAGGACAAAUGCAGUGACCAUGACUGAUGUAUCACAAAAUAGUAAAGUAGCAAACAGAAAUAUGAUGCCAACAACACCUCUUGGUUCCUCAAGUGACAGUGUUUUAUCUCACACUCCAUCUGCAACAGAUCUGUUAGGGGAGAAGUCUUGCAAUUCAAUACCAGACAACAGAGCAUCAAAUAGAUCAUGCAAAAAAUGCACCUUUGAAAAGGUGAGGAACGUUCAUAAAUACAAAAAGAGCAGCACAUAUAAAAAGAGGGAAAAAAGCCUCUCAUCACAGAACAAGAAUAAGGAUCAGGGUUUAGAACUGAUGCCAUCUGAUUUACCUAAUGCAUCUCCUGUAGAGGUUGUAAAUGACUGGCUUAGAAAAAUACCAGUUGAUCACCCUAUGUUUGAAAUGGGGGUUGAAUUUAAUGUGCAGCACAAUAAAGCAGCACCUGUUAAUGCAGAGAAGAGUUUGCAAAAAGAAAUAGGAGGAAUAUCUGAAAAUGUAAUGAAAAUGAAAGAAUUUCAAGAAAUAGGGUGGCCUUCACGGAAAGUCACUGUCAAGCAGGACAUCAGUGUCAUGCGUGAUGAAACACUGCCAUGUAAUGAGACAUCUCAAAUGGUUGCAGUCAACACUAAUUCCAGUGCUCCUGAAAAAUUAACCAAGAGAGCGACUUUACCUAAAUGCUGUCAAUCCUCAGUACAGGUCAUGAAGGUUCUGAUAAGUCCAAAACUGGACCGAUGCAAUAGUCUGCCUGAAAUUUCACCCACAUAUGGCAAAAAAUUAAGCACAUCGGCCAAAGAACUACUAGACUGCCUUAUUAAUCAUCAGUUAAUUGACUCAAAAAAUUACAAAGAUGACAAAUAUAAUGAAAUAUUAAGUAUUUUCCAGUCACUAUGGAUUUUUGGACCCUCUGAAAGUGAGCAAGACAAGUGUAGAAUAAAAGAUAAUAGCUUAGUAGAUGAUGAAUAUAACCCAAGGUCUUCAUCAGGGAUAGAUGAAAGCAGUGGCUUUUUAGGGUCUGGAAGAGUUGGUGUAUUUAGUGGGGUUCAGAAAUCAGAUACAGUCCAAAGUCGAAUAACACCCAUUGCUGAACAGGAGCCUUCACUGGUGAUUCAUGAAAACACGGUUGGUAAGGAGGUUGUACAUGACUCUACUAGACCAGGAAACACAGAUGGUUUAUAUGCCUCUUCACAACCUGUAACUCCAGACAUUGCUAGGAGAAUGCAGAGCAGUCCAGAAGAGGAAAAAAUGGAUGGGGAACAGCAAGACAAUAAGGGCCUUCAUGGAGAGGAGGUGAUUCAAAGAGAAAGUCAGAAAGAAAGAAAUGAAAUGGCUACAACAUUCUGUAAGAAGUGCUGCAGAAAUUACAGGAAUACCCUGAAUACAGCAGUUGAUAAAGGAACAGCUCAACCAGGAGAUACUAAUUCAGGAACAUUCCCAUUCAUUCGGAGAGGUGCUUUAACAAAAAGAGUUUCACAAGAUCCAGACUUAGUUUGGGUUUUGCGCUUGUUAAAGAAACUAGAAAAGCAAUUCAUGUCUCACUAUGAAAAUGCAGUGGAAGAGUUCAAAGUAAAGUGGGAUUUAAAUGCCAGUGGGAUGCUAGAUACAAUAAUUGGGGACCUAAAAGAAGAGGUUCAUAAAAGAAUACGGUCUAGUAUAAAUCGAGAGCUUCCGAAAAUUCAUAGUCGAGCAGGCAGGACAACAAAACCACCAAUAAGUAGUCUGUAUAGGGACUUUACUACUGAGACUGACGAACGGCGAAGACGGCUUAAAGUGCUGAGGAACAAAUCGAUCAAUCCUUCCUUGUCAAGAAAUGAGGAGAUAAAUUCUGUCUCUGGUACUGAGUUCAGGGACCAGCGCAACGAGGAUGAGUACUGUCCAUGUGACACAUGUAUGAGAAAGAAGACUGCAUCUAGAGGGGUCCAACAAACUGAAGCUCAAAGCAUAGCUCCAGUCAUGAUGGAUUUUGAUCUUAGAAAAAUUCUGCAAAACAAGAAAGUCCUUUCUGUUAGUUGGCCUACAGAUUCAAUGCAAAAAUAUCCAAAAAAGGCUGUAAUGUGCUUCCAAGUCCAAGAGAAGAAUUUAGAAGUGGUUGAUGAGGAGGCAGAAGUACAGCAUGAUAUGAGAAGGCAGUCAGAUGACUUGGGUAAAGCCAAGAAGGAGGAGAAAGCUGCUGCUGUUCAGACCAAAGAAAACUUAGAAGAGGAAGCAGUUGUGGCUUCUGAGAAUUGGAGUGCAGAUGUAGGGGUAAAUGAUGAUGAAGGAAAAGCAGUAGAAGAAAAACACCUUGGUGAUGGGAAGGGGAAUGGAGAGGAGUACUCCACAGGGCAAGCAGGAGGGGAGGGAAGGGAGGAGGUGGAAAUUAAAACAGGGAGAGGGAAACCUGAAGAGGGAAAGGCUGAGGUGGAUAAUGGCACAAAUGACCAGGGGAAAGGAUCAAAGAACAAAGAGGCUGCUUCAGAUGCUGAUGAAGUGGCAGAGAGAGAAGCCAAACAAACAGAAACAGUAACACAAUGAGGUAGACCAGGAGAAGAAGAGGCCACAAAGGACCAGGAUCCACUUGACAAAAAAACUGGAAUUGUAGAGGGAGGCGAGCCAGCGGACAAGGGAGAAACAACUGAAGAAGGUAAAAUGGUAAGAGGAGAAGUGGAGAAGAAAAAAGUAAAGGUGAAUGAGGAGAAAAUAAAGCAGAAGAAUGUGAGGUGGCAGAGGAAUCCCAUCAAACAGUUGAAUCCCAACCAUGAUCAGUGGAGUAUUCCAAGGUAUCUGACAGUACAAGCAAAGCUAAAGGAUAUUUGUAGAUUUUAUGGAAAUCUCCAAUUAUGCAGCAGAAAUGGUCUUCUAAAAAUAAUUCUCUGUAAAAGAGACUGAUUAGUGUGGCAAUAAAGAGGAAAUAUGGAGUGAGGUCUUUGAAAGGCAAUUUUCACAUAAUAGGAGGAAUAGCUCUCCAAUAAGGUUCAGUAAACAAAGACAUUGGUAAAAUUAUGUGUAUAUUUACACUGUAUAGAUGACUAUGGUUAACUCUUUUUAUUAAAACAGUUUAAUAAAUAAACAAAUAAAUAACUACAUAACACGAAUCUUUUAAAUCACAUAAAAUUAGAAAUAAAUUUGGUUGAUA